Ctenopharyngodon idella (grass carp) is the source of this 11691-nucleotide messenger RNA. It is a transcript of the gene arhgap20b, whose product is annotated as Rho GTPase activating protein 20b. Gene Ontology annotation, biological process: signal transduction; regulation of Rho protein signal transduction. The coding region runs from base 3737 to 6598 and encodes 953 amino acids. The record is from RefSeq and is a predicted model, not a curated record. NCBI's taxonomy places the organism in Eukaryota, Metazoa, Chordata, Actinopteri, Cypriniformes, Xenocyprididae. Gene Ontology annotation, molecular function: GTPase activator activity. The transcript is spliced from 12 exons.
AGACGGAUAUGGUCAUUAUAUGUAAUUCAGAUGAAUAGCACUUGAGAACUGUUAUGUUAAUGGGAUUUUUACAUCUUGAGAUGAAGCAGCAGUCCUUAAAAAAGAACUACUGUGCAGUGAAAGAAAAUUGAACAGUGGAUGUGUUAAAGCUUUAGGCGUUUGAAGCGUUCUGAGGAAAAGAAUUAAAUUGAGAUCCACCCACACUGCUGCUACUGACUUGAUCAUAAAACAUUGUGUGAUAAGGCGGAAGAAAAUAUUAUUUUUCUGCAGCUCUUAAAUUCUCAUGCGAAAUUUACAUUAUUUUGUUAUAAAUGCACUCACACACUCUUUUCCAAGCUCAACUUGGCACUCUGUCCUUUACAAUGCUGAUUCAACUCCUUUUUAACCUGAUUGUUAAGUCCUUCAUUUGACAUAUUUUUGUGGAGAUAAAAGUAGGUCAGAACCCAUGAACUGGAGAACACAUAAUAUGCUGCAAACCACAGGAUAUAAAAUAACACUGAGAAUGCCAUUAGUUAUGUAAUAUCACAGAGAGUGAGGUAAUGACCUUUUCAUUGUUCCUCUAAUGUAUCGUGUGUUUAAUACUAUAUAUGGCAAAGUGAACAAAUGGUGUAGUAAUAAAAGGAAGUUGGUGACAGAUUUUGCUUUCUUUUUAAAUAACACUAUAACGCCUGUCAGCAUGUGUUCAUAUUGGAAAAAUAUCAGGCAGAAAAUAUGUAAGUCUCUGCUCAAAUUGUGAAAGGACGAUUGGCUGUAUGCAAGCAGGCAGACUAAGACACAGAAGAGUAAGGUUCCAACACAAAGUUUACUUAUCAUAUAAUCCAAGCAGGUAACAAUCCAAACAGGAAGUAGGUUAACACACACACCGAGUAUAACGAUAACCUGGAUAAGGAGUGCAGGAAAGGGAAUUAAUAAUGACGGUAACCAAGGAGAUGGAUGAGUGGCGGAAAUCUGAACACGUGACAAUUGAAAACAAACUGAAAGUCCAUGAAACCAAAACUAAUUGAAGAAAACUGUUACUUCACGCCCCCCUCCGGCAAGGCGUGACUUCGCGCUGUAAUGAAAUGAUGGCAUAGAGAGGGAUGGAGGGGGCUUGGGAGGAGGACGUGGAUGAGGCGAAGGGAUGGUGAUGGCAGGACGAGGCAAAGGGAUGGUGAUGGCAGGAUGACCAGACAAAGGGAUAGUGAAGGCAGGACGACGAGACCCAGAUGGUACAGGUGGAGGAAGUCCGAUGGAGCAUACCCAGAGCUCCACAGAGUUGACAGUCCAUGGCAGAGACGAAGGUGGGAUGAGCCAAGAUUUGGUAGGUGUGGCUGCCAAUGUCUGUGGGACUACCAACGGAGACGAGUGCCCAGGAUUAGAAGGUGCAGAUGGAGGGCCGAGGACUGGGGCGACAGUGAGACUGAGGACAGAGGUGAUGCUAAAGGGAGGAUGGAACCUGCUGCAGCCGUAGAAGGGACAGAGCACAGUGGAUGGCCCGUAUGUCUGUGGUGUAGGUGGAGCAACAACUGACCAAGGGGGAGCCGGUAGGACGAGGGAACCUGGUAGAGCCACUAGGUUGAGGGUCCCUGGUGGAGCCGAAGGUGAGAGGAGGCAGGACGGAGUCGACAGGUCGACAGGCCAAGAUGGAGCGAAGGUAUCCGAGGCCGGAGGCAGAGCCGCAGGAUCCUCUAGCACAGGCGCUGCUGAUGGUUGCUCGACCUGCAGCUUGACGUCCCGGUAGGGCAUCUCAAGAGAUGGCGCAGGGCUGCAAGCUUCUAGCAGAGGUGGGACUGGAGGACUGGUUGAGCCCUGUAAUGAUGGAGGUGACACGAGACUGUACAUAAUGAAGGUGAGUAGGGCACAGUCCAUACAAAUCAAAGAAAUGAGUAAAUGGCAGUCCAUAUCGCUCGUAAUGCUGUCUUUAAACAGCGAUGAAGGUCCAACAGAAGAAUAAUGAUCGGCAGAGCUGUCUUUAAACAGCAAAGAAGCAUUAGAUACUGGGUGGGCUAGGGUGGGAGUCGAUCCUUCCUCUCUGGCAUCCAGCAGCCAGUCCUCGGUUCCCGUUCCCUCGGCCACUGAUGUCACGGGCUCACACCCCUGGUCAGACGCGCUGAUCUCCUUUUGGCCUCAGACUCUGGCUCACAAGUCACGGCGGGUGGUCCCUCAACAUCUGCGGGGGGCUCUCGCGCAUUCUCCAUGGUCGAAAGUGCUACUUUGGCUCUGGGUCCGGCUGUGUUCUGAAUCAGAGCUGCACGCUCUCCAGAGACCUCACGAAUGCCUCCCUCCAAUUCAGUCAGGGUGGUGUUUGGGAGGUUUAUGGGGUCAUAAAAGUUUCCCCCAUCCAGAACAGGGUCUUCAGGGUCUCGUCGUUGAAUGGGCAUAUGACAGCAAGACGAAAAAACCCAGCAGAGAAAGAGAAAGAAUCGGUGCUCUCCUGAGCCACCUGGAUGAACCUAGCAUUCCAAUCCAUUUCUUGGGGUCCGGUCAUCAGUAACAGGCAGGCAGACGAAAACACAGAAGAGUAAGGUUCCAACACAAAGUUUAUUUAUCAUAUAAUCCUAACAGAUAACAAUCUGAACAGGAAGCAGUUUAGCACACACUGAGUAUAAUGAUGACCGGACAAGGAAUGCAGGAGAGGGAACAACUUCAGUAGCAAACACAAACGAGAAUAAUAGAACACAGCUGAAACAUAUGAACUAAUAAUGAUGGUCAUCAAACUGAAAGUCCAUGAAACCAAAACUAACUGAAGAUAACUGUUACAUCGGCAUGAAGAAGCAUUUUCACACAUGAAUUGGCACCUCUGAGUCCAGACCUUAAAUUCAUUGAAAGUCUUAGGGAUGUGCUGGAGUAGACUUCACAGAGUGCUUGACUCUUGCAUUUUCAAUACAGCCAUUCUUUCACAAUUUAAGCCUGAUGAAUCUUGACAUUGUCAUCCUGGAAAAUGGCCAUGAUGUAUCUUCCUACAUGAUUGUUUAAGACAUGAAAAGCUACACACUUCAUCAAUUAGGGUUAGAAGAACUGUUGCCAAAAAUAUAACAUGCUAGAAACAGUGAUCAAUGCAGUAAUGAUCCAAUCAUAGAUUCUUGAGUACUUGCCUAUUUAAAUCCAAACAUCGACUUUUUUUUUUUUUUUUUUUUUUGGCCGGGCAGUGUAUAUUAAUAUUUACCUUCUCAGCUUGUGGAAAAGCUGCUUGGUCCCAAAGCAUUUCUUUUAAAUUUUGUAUAUUAUAGAUGUACUUAUAUUUGAACUCCCCAACUAGGGACCCCCAGUGAAUCACACUAUUUACAGCACUGUAUGUAUUGUAAUUAGCCAGUACACACUAGAACACAUGUCUAAAAUAGAAAAUGUGAUGAAAGGUGAUAUUAUGAAGUACUUUGCAGAGAAAAAGUACAAGACUACAGGGAACUGGAGGGGCUAGCUGAGGUGAGAGAGAACAGAGACUGCACUUUGUUUUAUGACACAUACAUAUGCUUUCAAAGGCAAAUUGACAAACAACAAGCGUAGGAUCAUGCUUGUUUGCUUCUGCUUUUAGGGCUGUAUAAGAGGAGUGUUGCUUUCCACCUAAUGCUCAUCAGAAACAAAGGAGAGAUGGUUACAUGCUCUUCAGUGGCACACCUGCAGAGCCAGGCAGAGAGUCUUGCCAAAUGCUAUUCUUCUCUACGUCCUGCUGGUCUGCCAUGCUGAUGACAACAGCUCAGCGACUGUUGCUGUGGCAGUGGACGUGAGCACUACUGCAGAAAAUGUGGUUCAGUAUAUCAUGCAGCAAUGCAAACUACUGGGUGAAGUCUCGGACUACCAGCUGUGUGUGAACUAUGAAAAAGAAGAGGAAACAUACCCCCUUAUUGGCCAUGAGCUACCAUUCUUCAUUCUGCAUCAUUCCCUGAGAAGUCAGCAAGACCAUCUGAACAUGCCCAGUGAGCCCCUGCAGGAAGCAUUUAGUUCUGCCCAACAGGCAGAGGCCUCUUCCAAGACCCCUCACUUCAUACUAAAAUCCAGAACACGCACGCCUAGUGGUGCUUUGCUGAAACACAAAAGAAAGAGGUCUCUGAUAGACUGGGCUCUGAGGAGGGGACACUUUAACCAAUCUGAUGGCCAGUCUGACCCACAAACUGCUUCUCACAAGCUAUUUGGUCAGUCUCUUUCUUCCAUUUGUCCUGACGGAAACCUGCCCAAGCCAAUAAUGGACCUGCUAUAUCUGCUGUUCUGUGAGGGUCCAGAGACCCGUGGAAUCUUUCGUCGUUCAGCAAAUGCCAAAAACUGUAGGAUCCUGAAGGAGCGAAUGAAUUCUGGGCAAAGUAUUUCACUGCAUGAACAAUCAGUGUUCGUCUCUGCGUCUCUAAUUACAGAGUUCUUACGGAAGCUGCCUGGUGGUGUUUUGUGCUGCGACUUAUAUGAUGACUGGAUUGAAGUGCUACAGAGUGAGGAUCAACAGGAUAGACUUAACAAAGUCAGAAGUUUGCUUGCACAGCUGCCGGAGGAGAAUGUUACCUUGCUGUGUCACUUAUUUGGAGUGCUACACAGGAUACACAGUCACUCAGAGGUGAAUCAGAUGACAGCAAUGAACUUGGCCCUUUGCAUUGCACCCAACAUGCUCUGGAGGACUUCCCAAAUCAGCCCUGAGAAAGAGGGACAAAGUGUGUUGCAGGUUGCCAUGCUCAUCCAGUACCUGAUAGAAAACACGCCUGCCAUAUUUGGAGAUGAUCUGGACAGUCUGUUCACCAGGCAGUUGAAUUCAGAGCAGGAAACACAUGACUACACAGAUGCAUCAUAUAUUCUUCAGCACUCCUCUUCAGAGGACACAGAUCAAGACUUCACCGUUUCUUCCCAACUAUUGCCUGAAGUACAUCCCCUUUUCCUCCCUUUGGCUGCACUUUCCCUGAAAGAGAAGAGAAGACCCCGGCCCUUUCAUACUGAUAUGCCAUCAACAGAAGGUGCCUACAGCUGUGGAACACUGGAUUCCAUUUCAUCACGUUCCAGUGCUUCUGUGAGUAUGCUGGGAGUUGGGGAGCUCAGCCAAUCACGCGAUCGAUGCCUCUCUGAACCUUCCAUGUAUUUUUCCACACCCCAAACACCGGCACCAACUCAUACUCCUGUUAUCCGCCAAUCCAGCUAUGAUGCCACUGUAAUAGACAGCAGAAAUGAACAGUCACAAGGCUCCAUGGGGCUGAGCCCAGAACAACAAUCACACAAUUCUGGAAUGGGUACCAGGCGACGACGUUACACUUUCUGGAAGUCGCCACAAAUCCCCACACGUUUCCGUCAUCCUGCUCAGAGAUUAGCCAGCAUGUCAAGUCUGUCAUCUACUACCACUUCUUCCCUCAGCUCACUGGAUAGUACGUUAUCCCUUAGCUCCGCCGAUCCAAUCCCCAGCCCUCAAGAUACACAGUCCCGGCCUUUUCUUUUCGGAACUGCUGCGAGACUGCGGCCUCUUACACCUGAAAUGUCCAGAAAGCGGUGGACAAGUACUUUCACUUACGAAGAGGAAGAGGACAUUUGGAAAGAGCGAGAUCAAGAGACUGAAAAUGAGAAAGAGAGUGGAUUUGAAGCAGCUUUUAAUGACUGUGAUGGAGAGAAAGUAGUGAAGGAUGGAGAAAGAGCUGAGAGUGAGGAUGCCAUGAGCUGUGAGUCCUUCUGUGAUAUUCAUGAGGUUAAAGGUGAAACAAGACACUCUGUGUCUGUGUGCAGCGUGGAGUUUAGUAUGAAUCCAUUACAAUCCUCCGCCGCAUGCCAGAUAGAGCCCAAUCCUGACGUGAGCUCGCAAGCGAUUUCACUGAAUCCCUGCAGUGUAUGGACAGUCCCACAGGCGAAUCAGGCUGACAAUGAGAUACAGGAAUCCCAAGUGACACAAACACUCACACACACUCCCACAAUGACACAAAAGCAAUCCAUUACCAAAGGAGAAAACUCUGUAAGUCAGCUCCAGCUAGAGCGAAAAAAAAAUACUUGCUCAAACAUGCAUGCCUCAGGUGGGCAGAAAGUGAGCAGAAUGAAAAUCACAGUCUUUCCUUUUGGUGGAAGAGUGAUGCUCAAACAUUCUGAGGUCACAGAUCAAACUGCAAACUUGCCGAUAGAAGCAGAGCAGAAAAUUGAGCCAGGAUUCAGUGUAGACAAGGAGGGAAAAGUACGAGAAUCUGUUCAGGUACAUAUCCCACAGACACUGUUUUACGGUCAUAAUGUUCCGCUAGUGUUACUUUCUACACCACCGCAGCAAACGUCAGUCCAGGUGAGGACACAUUGUACUCCCCCUGAUGAUGUGGGUGUGACAGACGCAGGUUUGUGUAAUAAAGCUAAUGUUAGCAUUGUCGCAACUGAUAUUAGCAAUGGUGUAAGCAGUUAUCCAGCAGAAAAUACCAUUCAGAGCGUCAAAUGUAUUAGUCAUAGCGUGAGCACUGUUGAUGACCUACACAGCAGUGGCUGUAUUACUGAACCUGCUAGCCCCACUGUUAGCAUUAGGGGUGGUUAUAAUGUUAACCCCAGUAUAAAGCUUAUUCACAGCAAUGCUAAUCAGAGCGUGGCCUAUCCAAAACCUGCUAGCAAAUCCUCAGGAACCUUUCGCCACACAAUCUGUAUCAAGCUCCCUGGUAGCAGAGGGAUGGCACAGAACAAGUCAUUACCAUAAUUGAAUCUUUCUAGUUAUGUAAUACUAUGAGGAGAUGAAGUGUAUGCAACAUUUGAUCUCAAUGUGUUUUUUUUUUUUUUUUCGUAAGAACGAGGUUAGGCAUAGAGUCUGCAGAUUUUAUGAGAAUUAGCGGGAGGAUGUUUUUUGUGUAUAUGUAUGUGUAUGGAGUAGAGGUUAAAGGCAUAAAAUGAAAAAGCAUUUCCACAAGGAUUGCAUUGCAAGGAUUGUGCCAUUUCAAAGGCUUCUGAAGAGACAGCACACAGAGAUGGGAGUGAUGCAGUUGUGUGAAUGGAAUGCUCAUAUUGCUCUGGCUAUACAAAAUAAAAUGAACUAUAAAUUCAUUAACAUUCAUAUCACAAAACUGAAACCAAACUAAACCAAAGCUUAAAACAAAGUAAACUAAUAAGAUUUUCAUUUUUAACAGUGUUGAGUAUAAUAAUUUAUUCAAAAUAAGAUGACUAAUGUACAGACAACUAAUGUACUGCAUAGUAGGAAUGAUUCAUAAAAAAAGACUUAAUGUUUAGUUGUUUUCAAACCUUAUAAAAAGAAGAUAUUUUGAGAAACAUUGGGGUCCAAACAACACUGGACCCCAGUGACUUUCAGUAUGUGGACAAAAUCAGUCAUUUCUCAAAAUAUCUUCUUUUGUGUCCUAAAGUCAUUAAAGUUUGGCACAACAUAAGAAUGAAAUGAUGACAAUUUUUGGGUGAACUAUCCCUUUAAGAUAUUAAUUAAAUAUGUUUAACACAACGAUUUCAAACAUAUUAACUGAAUUUUACAAUAUUAUUUUUCAGUUUUACAAUAUGCUUUCUAAAUUCUGGUCAUAAAUCAUGAGAUUAAUUGCAAAAAUUGUAUAUGUUACCUUUGUCAUCUCUAAAAUAUACGUUUUGUAAAAAAAUUUUUUUUCACGGCCCUCUGAACCCUGUUGGAACCUUGGUUUAGAGAGUGUGUGUGUGCGUGUAUAUAUAUAUAUAUAUAUAUAUAUAUAUAUAUAUAUAAUAUACACACACACACACACACAGUGAAGAAAAGCACUGGAAAAUUCCAGUCAUGACUCAUUUUCAAUGAGAGGGAAGCGUGCAAUUGUGAGCAGGUGCAAUCGCAUUGAACUGCUCUGAAUAUGAAAUCUCCAGUCUCCAUACACACAAUGUUGCCUCAGAGAAUGCUGCCAUCCUAAGUGGCUGGCAAUUCUCAAAGCAAUUUUUAUGAAUUCACAUUUUUUUUGAUUAUUUUAAAAUGGCUGUAUAAUAGAGUAACAGUAAUGGAAAAGUUUAGUCAAAACAACAUUUUGGCUGGAGUGCUCUGGUAUAGGGGGCGCAUGUGCAAAGUUCAAGCAUAAGAUUGAGACAGAUAAUAAGACGUAACAAAACAUAAUAAAAACAGAAAGAAUCUGGUGUUGAAUGCAUGAACAGCAACACGCAUGUAGAACUAGAAAAUCAAUGUGAUGUAAACAGUAGACGUCACAAAGUGCAUCACUAUAGGAACAAAUAUAGUAGAAGGGACCUACUGUAUGUGAAGAGAGCAAAAAAAAGAAAAGAAAAAAAAGAUAUAACCCAGGGAAACUGAUCUGUGUAAGAUGUGGGAUGUGUUUAGACGUGAGUGUGCAUCAUGUAGAUCCAAUGACAACCCUUUUUUUUUUUUUUAAAUAAUCAUGUGGUUCAGAAUCAUGUUUGUUUUUGUGCACAGUGGUUCAGUGGGAAGCACUGCACGUCCACAAUACAACGACAUGCAGCAUAUGUGAAUUGGGGGCACUAAAAUCAUCCGUAGCUGUGAGUGUAAAUGUGAUUGAGUCUGUGUGUGAAUGCUGGGAUAGGCUCCAGCAUACCCGCCAACCUACAAAGAAGUGGUUUGGAGAAUGGAUUGAUUAUUUACCCAAUUUGAUUAUUUACACAAUGGCAAGAAAAUGUUUUCUUCAAGCCUAAUAUGAUGGAAAUAAACAUCUAAAGUAUAAGUGCACUAGGUCUAGGAGAUUGACAGCUUACAUAAGGGUAUCAACUUUUGAUCCUUUCAACUUACUUUUGAAAAUGUAUAGAUUUUUAUCCAUGUUGAUGGAAUGUUUUAAAGUGGGACAAACCAUUAAUAUCACAAACAUCACAGAAUCAAAACCAUUUCUAAUAAUUAGGAUAUUUAUGCUGUUGUUUCCCACCAAAAUACUAAACUAUAAUACUAAAAGUUAAAAUAUUCACAAGAACAUAUGUUUGUUUUAGAAAUAAACUGCUAGCUUUUCAUGCUAGAAUAUUUAAAGGGAUAGUUCACCAAAAAAAUAAGAUUCUGUGAUCACCUCAUGUAAUUCCAAACCUGUAUGACUUCUUUUCCUCUGCACAAUACAAAGAAAGAUAUCCUGAAAAAUGUUUCAGCUGAUUUUUUUUUCUUUUUCUUCCAUAUAAUUAAAGUCUGUGGGGUACAAUGUUGUUUUGGACUCCUAUGACUUUGACCCCUAUGACUGGAUAAAAGCAGCUGAAACAUUCUUUGAGUGUGUGGAGAUUCUCUUGACAUUCUCUUUCUGUUAUUACUUGAAGUGCAUAUUUGAAGGGAGAGUGCCUUCCAGAUACAACUGCUGUUUUGUUUUUUUUUUUUAAUGGCAGGUAACAUGUUGAUUCAUGGAACAAACAUACAAGGUCUUUUGUUAGAGCAAAAAAUUCUUUAAAAUUGAAUAAGCUGUAAGAAACAUUUCUGCCCCUGAGCACAAGGAACUGCAGGACUGACAGCUCGUAAUUUGUGUCUGCAUGGAUUUCACCAAGUCCAUUUAGAUUAAGAAGUAGAAUUGUUCAUGUUCAGUUCUGUAUUCAGGAUAAAAUGUAAGUUUUAUCAUGAAAUGUAAGUUGCAAUAGUCUUUUUUUCCCUAUUGUGACGUGUAUCCAAGUGAAACGGCUUCUUGAAAAAGAAAAAAUGUAGGACAGGAUUUUUUUUCUCCAUUAGGAAUUGAUUGAAUCAUUGUUGGGGUUAUUGUUGCGAUCUCAUGUGAGUGACAGGUUGUCCCGCCCCUGUGCUGAAAACGUGUCAUCAGAGAAGACAAGAGAUGUUGCUGCAAGAGGGAGGGAGAGUUAUUUUGGUUAGAGAUUACGAGGGCAGAUGGAUAAAAAAAUGAUGUGCGCAGAUAAAUUAUUCAUAAUAAUUACUGCAAUAUCCCAUAAAAAAUAUGAAUUGUCAGUUUUGAUUUCAUGCCGAAUUUAAGCAAUAUUAGCUGUCCGGUAUGAUAUUCCUGUGCUUUAUCCUCAUCUGUGAAAACUGAAUGGCAGUUCUAUACAAAAACCUUGACAGAUUUCUUCUGUUAUCAAAAUUACCUUCAGCAAAUCAUUGCAAUCAGAUUAGUGCCUUAUAAUCUUUAAUGACUAAAAACAAUGGAAAAGAUAAAGCUGGUUAUGUAGGAUGAAGAUGAAACAUUGGGGGGAGAAAAUACAUAAUGCGUAAUAAUGAGUAGUUGCAAAUAAAGAAUUAAUUAAAUCUGUCAAUAAAUGAUUGUGAUCUGUCCAUCCAAAGUAACAUUAUAGAUGCAGGCAGUGAUGAAAUACAUGUUUUCUUUUUCUGGCUGAUGGUGGUUAUGACUGGAUGAGAUCCUGCAGUACAGAUGAGGAAGAGGUAUAGAGGGAUGUUUAUAUUUAAGGUGCCAUCAAACUAGACUUCGUGCUCCAUUCACUUUCAUUCAUGUGAACAUGAGAUAACAGGUAUAAUAGAGUGCUCCUUGUCCACCUUUGGUGAGCUCUGACCUGUGAAUUUUACCAAAAAGGACCUAAAGGUCACAGAUUGACCUGAAAGCUCUUUAUUUAUUAUUUAUUCAACUCUUUCUCUUGUCACACAACCACAAAGUGGGUGCUUCUCAAUCAGAAGGCUGAGUCUGCAUAGUAACGCUGCAUAUCUCGGCUGCCAGGUCAUCAAGCUCCUUCAAAGGACGCCUCAGUUUAAAAGAUGCUUUGAAGGCAGACUUCAUUUCGUCCUUCAUUCGGCUUGUUUUGAAGGAUGCAUCAAUUGUUUCCUUUGUGUCCUCCAAUCACCCGCACACAGAAUGAAUUGGCACUGAGCUUGUCCAAUUUCACUAUGUAAGACAAAAAAAAUUUAAAAUACUGGGAGACCACAGAUGGUUAUCAUUGCCUGUACUACAUUAAUAGAAAGGCAGUUAACAAAGUUUUUAAUGUAAAGUAUUUUUUUUAAUAGUAUUUUUGUGUAGUGACCACGGGGGCCGCCUCAUUCCCACAUUUAUAGCGAUAGUUCACCCAAAAAUGAAAAUUCUGAUUCUGAAGCUCUCAGAUUUAAGCAAAAGGAUCUUCAUUUGUGUUCCAAUACUUAUUGGUUUGGAACGGCAUGAGGGUGAGUAAUUAAUGACAGAAUUUUCAUUUUUGGGUGAACUAACUCUUUAAUGCUGAGAAGGACUCUAACAAACAAGCCUAUGAAGGGACUGGACUAGGAAGGACGCAGCCUCUUGUUUGAGAGGCACCCAACAUUCCACCUUUAAGACGGCUGUUGUUAAUCUGCUGAGACAGUGUGCAUGAUGUGCUUGCAGAUGUGUGUGCAUGAGCAGACACGUGCAUAUGUGUCAAAGUGCUGUUAAUGAAUCAUGAUAAAUGAUAGCUGUGAGAUACUUCUUACAUUUAACGCUGCCCCCAACUAUUGCUCAAAAGCUGUAUGUUUAGGUUCUCAUUAUGUGCAAGUUAUUCAUAUGUGGUUUUCUAAUAUUUCCUAAUAUUCCUCAUUAGUCUAUACUGUAUAAUCCAAAGCAACAGAAAGCAGUGGGGAGUUGCAAAGUUAACAGCAGGUGAGGAGAAAAUCUACACACUUUCAUUCAUUUAACAGAAUUUAUCGGUGUCUUUAUACAGUUUAUUUUCACCUAGUUCAAGACUAUUAAAAUGUAUAUCACGUGUUCUUUAUCCGGGUGGUUUUCAUGUAUUUAAACAAAGUAAAUGUGUUUUCAUUUGUUUUGUAAAUGUAAACACUAUUAUCACAGAUUGUAUAUUUAAAAACACAAUGUGUGCAGUGUGCUCUGCUGUUGUUGUAACUACUUUCACAGGUAGGAUAAUAUAUACACAAUAACUGCUUAAUCAAACAUUUAAAAGUGUUUAAAUAAAUUCUGAAAUCAGUUUUAUAGCUGGUUUUAAACUCGA